CAAACCACCAAAGGAAACAAAAAAAAGAAGCAGCCUUUUCACCAAAAAAAUGGGUAUCUUGAGAAGUUCCAGUUGGAGGCCAAACUUUCUAAACUGCUUCAAGCCCAAAGAUCCAAAUAAUCCAGAUUCCACAAAGAGCAAGAAGAAUGGUGCUUCAUCUUCUUCAAACAGGAUCUCACUCUUGGAUUGGAGUGGCCCACAAUCACAGCUCUCAGUGAUGAGUGACCUCUCAAACCCUGUCUUCAACCUCCACAUCUUCACCAUGAAAGAGCUCCAGAAGGUCACAGCCAAUUUCUCCAGGAGCAAUUACCUUGGGGAAGGUGGGUUUGGUACAGUUUUCAAAGGGUUUGUUGAUCCCAAGCUCAGGCCAGGCUUGAAAGCUCAACCUGUUGCUGUCAAAGUCCUGGACUUGGAUGGCUCCCAGGGUCAUAGGGAAUGGUUGGCAGAGGUGAUCUUUCUUGGACAGUUGAAGCACGACCACCUCGUGAACUUGAUCGGAUACUGCUGCGAGAAUGAACAGAGGCUUCUGGUCUAUGAAUACAUGGAGCGCGGCAAUCUUGAGCAUCUCCUUUUCAGAAGUAAAAGCCCCAAUUCAAAUCCUCUGCCGUGGCUAACAAGGCUGAAAAUCGCACUUGGGGCAGCAAAAGGGCUGGCUUUCCUCCACGAGGAGCAGAAGCCGGUCAUUUACCGCGACUUCAAGACUUCCAAUAUCUUGUUGGACUCGGAGUACAAUGCAAAGCUUUCGGAUUUUGGGCUGGCGACAGAUGGGCCAGAAGGGGAUGAAACCCAUGUUACAGCUCAAGUGAUGGGGACUGAAGGCUAUGCUGCUCCUGAAUAUAUAUCAACCGGUCAUUUGACAACAAUGAGCGAUGUGUUCAGCUUCGGAGUGGUGCUAUUGGAGCUUCUAACGGGCCGUAGAUCAGUGGACAAGAACCUGCCACCUAGAGAACAAGUGCUUAUAAAAUGGGCAAGGCCAUUCCUAAAGGACACUCAAAGACUUGACCAAAUAAUGGACCCAAGGCUCGAAGGCCAAUACUCAAUUGAAGGUGCCAAGAAGGCUGCAGCUUUGGCUCACCAAUGCCUUAGCCACCAGGCCAAAUGCAGACCCACAAUGACCAAAGUGGUCAAGACCUUGGAGGGCUUGCUAGAGCUCAAUGACAUCUCAAUUGGGUUCUUUGUGUACAUUGUGCCAAGUGAAGGCACAAAAGAGAAAGGUGUUGUGAUGAAGUGUUUGGAAGAGAAGAAUUGUGAUGAGCAUAAGAAUGGUGGUGAGGGUGAAUUUAAGGUGGAAGGUAGGAGGAGGAAGAGGUCAAGCAAAUCAAAGAAGGGUAGAAGUAGUAGUAGUAAAACUGUUCAUUCUGAUACAGAUUUGUAUAGAAGGUUGGGGACUAGUUUGUAUUCUCCUAAAAAUUAAGGGGGCAAAUUAGGAGUACCCACAAAAAAAAAAAGUUAGAUAGGUCUUUUUUCCUUCUUUCUCCUAAGUUUUGUUUAUUUUACGAGGUCAUUCGCUAAAGUAU
Linum tenue is the source of this 1517-nucleotide messenger RNA. The record is from the annotation of a GenBank genome assembly. Lineage: Eukaryota; Viridiplantae; Streptophyta; Magnoliopsida; Malpighiales; Linaceae.